UCACUGCCGCUUUAAGAAAACGGAGGCGCCGACGGUUCAGAAGUUGACGUACGGACGCAGGCUGCGUGCUGUAGAGAGUGGGCAGGAAGAGAGCGCGGUGGAUAACUCAACAAACGCAGGAGACAUAGAACAAGGACUGGGAUUUAGCGGGGCUCGACAUGAUACAUUUCUAAUGCUGGUUCACGGUCGAAAGCUCUCCUUUUCUCACCCCCGUAGUGGACGACCACGCCCCGAGGAACCCGCGGUUUCAAAACGAAAACUGCAAACACCGGAGAGGCAUAACAUCAUAGCUGCCUGCGCUUUGAAACACUGCAGGGCGGGGAGAGCAUUCUAAAGGAAGGAGAGGGAGAGAGAGGGGGGACUGUCUCGGAACCAUGAGAGAAUACAAAGUAGUCGUUCUGGGAUCCGGUGGGGUUGGCAAAUCCGCUUUGACUGUCCAGUUUGUGACGGGGUCCUUCAUAGAGAAAUACGAUCCCACGAUAGAGGAUUUCUACCGAAAAGAGAUUGAGGUAGACUCCUCGCCCUCUGUGCUGGAAAUCCUAGACACUGCGGGAACGGAGCAGUUUGCGUCCAUGCGAGAUCUCUACAUCAAGAACGGGCAAGGAUUUAUUCUCGUCUACAGCUUGGUCAACCAACAGAGCUUCCAAGAUAUCAAACCCAUGAGGGAUCAGAUCAUUCGGGUGAAACGGUACGAGAGAGUGCCGAUGAUACUGGUCGGGAACAAGGUGGACUUGGAGGGCGAGAGGGAAGUGUCGUCCGGGGAGGGGAAGGCUCUGGCUGACGAGUGGAACUGCCCGUUUAUGGAAACUUCAGCCAAAAAUAAGAUCUCGGUUGACGAACUGUUUGCCGAGAUUGUCCGACAAAUGAACUACUCCUCCACGCCGAACGGAGACGACCAGUGUUGCUCAUCCUGCGUCAUUCUUUAAAGAAGAGACUCGUUAUAUAUAUUUUAAUUUAGCUCGAUUUAAGUUAGCAGUGGUGUGUGUGUUGUGUUACAGGAAGUGUACAGUUCUCUGUGGCUCCUUGGACAGGAAGGAGGGGAGGAAUGCUGUGGUGGGUGGAGGACGAAGGGCGCAGUGGAGGAGG
Messenger RNA from Osmerus eperlanus (European smelt), 1086 nucleotides. Its product is annotated as ras-related protein Rap-2b. Lineage: Eukaryota; Metazoa; Chordata; Actinopteri; Osmeriformes; Osmeridae. The coding region runs from base 375 to 926 and encodes 183 amino acids. The record is from RefSeq and is a predicted model, not a curated record. Gene Ontology annotation, biological process: Rap protein signal transduction; negative regulation of cell migration. Gene Ontology annotation, molecular function: GTP binding; GTPase activity; GDP binding. Gene Ontology annotation, cellular component: plasma membrane. The transcript has 2 exons.